Molecule: messenger RNA, 2550 nt
Organism: Acanthoscelides obtectus
Lineage: Eukaryota; Metazoa; Arthropoda; Insecta; Coleoptera; Chrysomelidae
Source: the annotation of a GenBank genome assembly
UUUUAUGCACAUGUGCACAUGCGUGUUCCAUGCAUGCGUGGACCAAUCACAUCGAACCACGAUGUGCGUGUGCGUCAGCCUUGUGUUUUGCAUGUCAGAAAUGAAUUUAUUUUGAUUUUUCUAGUAUCUCCUCAGAUCAAAAUGUAUCAGGGCGAUUUUACCACGUACAGUAUGGACUUGGUAAACAGGAACGUGCUGAUGAAACUAAGCCCAUAUUUGAUAUUCUUAGUGCUCGAAUUGUUCUUCAAAGUUUCAGAAUGUAUCACACAAUCGGAGAUAGAUAAGCAUCUAGAAUUAGGCAAACAGUAUUUAGCCAAAGGACAACUAGGGGAUGCAUUAAGUCACUAUCACCUGGCUGUAGAGGGUGAUCCUGAUAACUACCUCACAUAUUUUAAAAGGGGUACUGUUUAUCUUGCUUUGGGAAAAGCCAAGAAUGCUUUGAGUGAUUUGGAUAGAGUGCUGGAGCUAAAACCAGAUUUUACUGCUGCUAGGAUAAGUAGAGGCAGUAUCCAUCUCAAACAGGCACACUAUGAUUUGGCACAGUUAGAUUUCUACAAUGCUUUAAAAACGGACCCUUACAAUGUUGAAGCAAAUGAUCUCAUCCAGAAAAUCGACCCGGCGAAAGAACGCAAGCGUACCGCCGAGUACUACUAUGGACGUGAUGAUUACGCCAGCGCCAUACAUUACCUAAACGAAGCCAUUGAAAUCAGUCCUUGGGCCACUGAACUAUACGAGUUCAGGUCCGAGCUCCAUAUGUUGAAUGGAGACGAAAUCGCCGCUAUAUCGGACAUAAAAGCUGCGACCAAACUUCAAAGUGACAACACCUCAGGUUACCUAAAACUAGCUAAAAUGCUGUACAAAGUAGGGCACGCCACAGAAGCGCUUAAAUCGGUCAGGGAGUGUCUCAAACUCGAUCCUGAACAUAAGGACUGCUUUCCCUUCUACAAGAAAAUCAAAAAGAUAGAAAAAUUCAUCGUCGAUGCAGAACAGGCAUUGGAAGUGAAAGAUUACGGCGAAUGCGUCGAAUCUGCUAAGAAAAUUCUGAAAAACGAGAAAGAUGUACCGAAUAUAAUUUAUGAGGGAAAUAGGCUGCUGUGUACGUGUUAUUCAAAUAACGAACAAUCUUCCGAGGCGGUAGCGGCGUGCAGUGACGCUUUGAAGUUCAACGAUGAUCCUAACGUGUACUGUGAUAGAGCCGAGGCGUACCUGCAGUCUGAGUUGUACGACGACGCCAUUAGGGAUUUCAGGUCUGCCUUAGGGGUGGAUUCGCAUUUCGACCGAGCCAAAGAGGGUCUUCAGAAGGCCGAGAGUAGACAAAAACAAGCGGAGAAAAGGGAUUAUUAUAAGAUCCUGGGCGUGAAGAGAACAGCAUCUAAAAAGAAAUUACGAAGGCAUAUAGAAAAAUGGCGCAAAAAUGGCACCCGGACAAUUAUCAGAAUGAUGAGAAAAUGAAGAAAAUUGCAGAGAAAAAGUUCAUUGAUAUAGCUGCAGCUAAAGAGGUUCUGACAGACGAAGAGAAAAGGCGGCAGUUCGACCAAGGCGAAGACCCGCUGGAUCCAGAAUCUGGCAAGCACGGUAGCAACAUGCCGAACUUCCAGCACUUCCAAACUUUCCAUGGGAGUCCGUUCCAGUUCAAAUUCCACUUUAACUAGAUAGGUGUAAAUACUAGUGUGAGGCUGUGCGCAGACUAAUCAAGCUAAACAAUUUUCAGUUUAGUCUCAUCAGGAACGAUUAGUAUCUGAUACAAUCGCUUUUAUUAGCUCUGUAAGUGAUAUAGUAAAAUUCAACUCGCAUAAAAAUCAAACGCGGCGUAAGGCGGCAUUUUCUUGAGCGCAUCAAGAUUGAGUGAUUUGGAGCUUGAAGUUUUUCGUCAGCGACUGUGAUCAUCAAUUCUGUUAUUGUUGUAGUGGAUUUUGUAGUUGUUAACGAUAACUUUUCUUUUGAGUCCGAUUGAACGAGUUCUGAGGUCCGACCGAAUCCGACUUCUCAGUCCACUCGGGUCCGAUGGAAGAAAAAUGUAAAAGCGUUGCACCCCAUCGCGUUUGUUCUGCAGACCGACGCAUUUUUUCAAAAAACUUGCAGUCACUUGUCAGUACAGUCUUCCGUUGAGUGUUGCCGAACCUACCGUUUUUCGGUAUUACUACCAAAAUGGAACCUUAUUUACCGAAAUAGCGAAAACGUUAUUUACACGAUUUUUUAAAACAAUUCAGAUAUUUCUAGAUUUUUACCGAAAAAGUGCUGGAACUAAAAAUAAAUCUAAAAAAUGAAUUAUGUGUAGUUGUAUGCCCCAUAUCAAUCAUACAUACAGGGUGUCCCAGAAGUCGACGUCAAGCCGAAACCGGGUGAUAGGCAAAGUCAUAACAGCUAUCAGAAAAAUAUUUAAAAAAAAUUUAUGUAUGUGUUUUGAAAAUUAUAGGUCUUUGAAAAAAAUAUAGAAAUUUCACACCCUACGGCAGUCUGACAACUCCUGUUACUACAAAUAUUAACUUUUUUUGGCUUUAUUUUUACAAUGUAAUGAUGAAUAAUGCAUCUUCAAACUGGUGUCUCAAC